AUGAAGGACGCCCUGACAAAACUUGGCUACCAGGUUGAGGCCAUCAUAGCCAAUGCAGCGCACUUCGGAUUGCCACAGCAGAGAAAUCGAGCAUGGUUGAUGUGCACACUCAAAUCCGAGGCCGCAAACAGCGGUGAAGUCGUCAAAGAUGUGCGCCUUUUUCAGUGCAAACCUUUCAGUCUCUCAUCAUGCCUUUUGGAGGGUGGCGGACCUUUGGAACCCAAACCAAAGGCCAGAAAGACCAAUCACCCGGGAUCCUCUCAGAAGGAGCCUAGAUGGAAGGAAGGCCUUGAUGAGCAAUGUGAUAUCCUCGGUAAGGAGAAGGUUCACAAGCGCAUCAAGCAGAUACGGCCAAUGGUGCCAACCUUGACCGAGCGCGAACUGAGUAUCCUGGCUUGUUCCAUGGAGGAAAUCUACCAGAAGAAGAAGGAGAUGGCAGCAUUGCAGGGAGUUGGCCCUAGGGCCUGGACCAAAUACCAGAUGGCAGACGUUCCUUCUCGGCUCAUGCGGGACUUCAUCGGAAAUGGGUUCGCAAUCCCUGUGAACCUGGCGUGCCUGGUGUCCCUCCUGGCCAACUGGACACCGGAGAAGGUUGCCGCCAACCUGAAGAGCAAUCCCCUUGCGUCCAUGGAGGACGUGUGCAAGGUGCGCCUGUGCCUUAAGGACUGGAUCAAUGACCUGUACGACAUGCGGCACGGGCUGCCUGAGAGUGAGAAGCGGGCCUGGCCAGUGGAAAUGGGCGGAUCGUUCCAGACCAUCGUCCAGCGUGCAUGGAGCGAUAUGGACACCCUUUUGAACGACAGCCUCAAGCUCCUGAAGUGCGUUGGCCUUGUGGAUGAUUCUGCAGACCUUUCCCAUAUGGAGAAGUGGCUCAAGAUGAAGGAACGGGAACGGGGGUUGAGGGAGAAGUCUUACAGUUUUCAAAAGGGCGAGAUCUUGGGCAUGCGCGUGGAUCAUUUGGAAGCCGAUGAAGAUGACUACACUGGCUCCUUGUACUUUGAUGAUGGAGGUAUGAGAGGUCUCAGCGCAGCAGUCUGCUGGAUUGGCCUUACGUACCGUUGCACCCGGGAGCCUGCUGAGGAACUUCGGCAUCCUUCCCUCAAGCAGCUUGUGUCUUCCUUACUUUGCUUACCAUCGAUUCACAAGACACAGACAAAUGACCCAGCAAUGGCAAUGGUGCAGCGCAUUAUCAAACAAAACGUGGAUGCCAAGAAACUGCCGGUCAGCUCAUUUGAGUGGAGCCAGAUCCUCAGCAAGAUCGCCAAGAAUGUCUCAGUGGCAGAUGCGAUCAAGCUUUACAACAACGCGCCAGAGGAACGCAGUGGCUCUGGAAGUCUAUGGAUUGAUGGGAAGAAGACUUGGGCCAUCAAACACUGGUUGGAGCAAACAGGAGAGGGUGCGUUGGAGGAAGUUUGCAUUUCUCUACGGGACAUGCCCUUUCAGUUCGGCCCAUGGGGCGAAGUGCUUGCACAAUACAAGUUCCUGUUUGUGGGAUCGGUGGUGAACUUGAAUUCAUCUCAAGCCACCGAGGCGCAUCCAGCUUAUGACGAGCCCACAGUUACGGUGGACUGGAGCCUGAAGCUCAGCGCGGAGGCGCAAGCCAACUUGUUCCACAGGAUUCGAUUGCACUUUGAUCAAUCCACAUGCAUAGUGGAUGACGUCAAGGAGAAGCGCAAGUACAGACAAUCGGAAGAAGACCUCCUCAUGGUGCGGAACGUGCUGGCCCUGUGGGAUCAGAUUAGAGAUUUUUGCUCCCCUAGGUUGACUUCCUUCACAGAGAUGGACAGGGCUCUGCGGACCAACAACCACAAGGAUGCAGACCUGCGGGAGAUCAUUGAACAGCGCCCCUUCCAAUUCGCAUUGUCGAUGUUGCCCUGUGCACGGGCUGAGGCGCUGAAGCAGGUCAAGGAACAAGAGCAGCAUGCAACCAUGGAGGUUGACCGUCAGCGUUUAGAAGUCCGUGAAGCUCGCUGGAAGUUCUUCCAAACGGCUCUGGCCAAAGACCAGGCGGUCCUACAGCAGCUGAAGGCUGCCCCGGCCAAGCUGAAAGCGCUUCGGCACAGGAAGAUCAUGCAGUGGAAGCACCAGGAGGCAGAAAAGGGGGAGAAGAUUGUGCAGAACUACAUGUCCACCUACCUACGUUGUGAGCUGGUGGAGCGGAUGGAACAUGCGCAGCUUCAAGUGAAUGAGUUCAGGGCUUUGGUGGCUGGAAAGUGUGAAUGCAACAUCAUGGACAUCCACAUGGUGUCCCUUGUGGAUCUCAAUGUGCCCUUCGCGAAAGCAAAGGAGAACUUGGAUGAGCUGUGCAAGAUGGUGCAAUUCAUCAAUGACAUUUCUCCAGCCACCCACUGUGCAGUCAUAGAGAUUCCACAAAUGGCCAAAAAGUCCUCCAAGAGAGGCAUCUGUGACGAAGAGGCUGACCUCCAGCAGAAGUUGUGGGGCCUUCGCCAGGUGUGCGACGAUAGAUGGUUUCUACCUUUUGACCUACAACCAUCGGCAGAGAACAAUUCCAAAGGGAAGCGAUUCCAGCAGGGUCGCCUUGCAGUCAACAAGGAUGCCGAGGACAAGAACAUUUGGUUGCUGCAUUCAGAACUCGGAACGGCCGGAAGGCCACUGUCAGAGGAUCGUGUCCUGAUGCCUUUGAGCCGGGAGUUGGUGCUACCAGAAGCCCUGGGAGCUGAUGAUGGCAUUCGAGUGGCAGAGCGGCAACGGCCAAGUCCAGAGACCGUGUGCACUCAGAAGGGCAAAGACCGUUGGCGAGUGCUGUUGAGAAGCCUAUGCACGAUGAACGGCUACGACCUCACCAACAAGCCAAUCAUCAUCCUCAACUGGACUGGGUACGUUGAAGACGCAGGAUGUGCGGCUUUUGAUUUGAGGCUGAAGGAUGAGAAGCUGCCAGGAGGCUUCCAAACCGGGAACCUCUUUUAUCACUCCAUUUCGUGGCUUUGCAAAGACCAGUUUGGAGCAGCACGUUUGCUUCGGGAUGUUGCGGACGGCUGGGUGGCGGAGAAGUUCCAACACUGUGGCCAGAAAUUCUCUCGAGAGGAGCCUGUCCUCAGCCAGGCCGAGAUCAACAACAUCCCAGGUGCUGCUGCCCAUUUAGGAGGCCUUGACUCCAUACAGUUCACAAUGCUGGAGCGCGUGCAGGACCGAAUGAUGAUCAAGAACGAUGAACAUAUCUACUGGACCUCACAGCUUGGCCAGUACGCGGACGACUACCAGAAGCUCUGGGACCACCACCUUGACAUUAUCGGUGGUGACUCCGCCAGCGCUUCAGAACCUGCGGCCACUCCUGCCGGAGCAAGCGAGGCAUCGGAGGUUCCCAAUCAACCUUCAGAGAAUGCGAAUGGAUCACAGGCCUUUGAAACAGUGGAGUCUGUGGAGAAACUCACAGAGCAGUGUGGCGGCUUGGCUCAUCGGACAGCUAGCGAGGUCAGUGGGGUGGAGAUCCUCAUGAUGAAAGAUGAGUCAUUUUGGCUUGUGGCCCCAACGGGAAACAAAACUGUUCCUCGCCACAGUCAGAUUGGGGGAUUUGGGACAGGGCAAUACCUUCCAACGGCCAAUGAGGAGCCGGGCUUGGAGUUCAAUUUGACCGAUGAUUCAGCUAUAGUGCAGCUGGACAUGUCAACCUUCAGGACAGAUGGCAGUGGCAUCUCCACGAUGUCCCUCUACAAGAUGCUGCUGUUGGCAGAACAAGAGAAGAACAUCACAAGCCUCUCUGUCUCGUGGCUGAAAGUCACGCGCAAGGCAGACGCUGCUGUGGAGGCAGGGACCGAUGGAUUUGAGAUCAGCAUCAAGCAGGCCAUGAAAUUUUGUAAGGCAAAGGACCCCCGCACUGCGGCAGAGGACAGCCGUGUGAACUGUAAGAAUAUAUUCGGCCAGAAAAUGAAUGCAGUCACCUCAAGCAAAAUAGUGGCCAAGUGUUUCCGAUUUCGGUUUGAGAGAGUGGGGGGCACCUUCAAAGUGCAAAAGCCCUACUUGAUCUGCACAACUGGUGUCUGUCUUGAGAAGGGGAAGCCUCUCAAGAUCUCUGCAUAG
Molecule: messenger RNA, 4038 nt
Organism: Durusdinium trenchii
Lineage: Eukaryota; Dinophyceae; Suessiales; Symbiodiniaceae
Source: the annotation of a GenBank genome assembly